Molecule: messenger RNA, 369 nt
Organism: Helobdella robusta
Lineage: Eukaryota; Metazoa; Annelida; Clitellata; Rhynchobdellida; Glossiphoniidae
Exons: 2
Coding region: 1-369 (122 amino acids)
Source: RefSeq, a predicted model, not a curated record
AUGGAUUGCGUCAUCGGUGGGUCUUCAGGUGAGCAAAGAGUCCAAUUCUUGACAAGCAUCCCCGUGAACAAAACUGACAGACUCAUGCUCCCGUGCCAAUGCUGCUUUGAACAUCGAAUUUACGACGUUUUCUUUUAUCAUCAAGUGAGCGAUUUGAAUUCUUUAAAAUCCAUCGACCGCGGACUUGCAAUUCCUUCUCUUCUCCGAAUGCCGAAAAGCAUCAUUACAAUAGGAGCCUGGGUUGAGUCGACAUUUCUUCAGGUUGUCUCUCAUCACAGAAAGGGUCCAAGAAGCUGGAACCACGUUUUACAAAUGGGUUUUCCUGUAGAUAUCUUUAAUGUGAAAAAUUUAAGAAAUAAAUUGAAAUAG